Messenger RNA from Caenorhabditis angaria, 1669 nucleotides. Lineage: Eukaryota; Metazoa; Nematoda; Chromadorea; Rhabditida; Rhabditidae. The record is from the annotation of a GenBank genome assembly.
AUGCCUCAAAACUUGCUGAUUUUCUUGUUGCUGGCACUUUUGGGCUCAGCCGUGGUUUUCGGAGCUUCGAACAUCAAUAAACAGUGUCGCGAUCUUUUGCAGUGUUCUGUGCAGCGAAAAUGUGUGAAUGUGAGUUUUUCUGGAAAUUUUUUGGCUGAAAAUCCGGGUUUUUCAGCUUCCGGAGUUAUCGAAACUUAUUGAGAAUCAGACGAUCAGCUCGAAAAUGUAUGAUGAUAUUGAUAAGGUGAUUUUUAGGGGCUCUAGGGGCUCUAGGAGCCUAAAGAAGCCUUGGGAAGCCUUCAGAAGCCUUCAGAAGCCUUCAGAAGCCUUAAGAAGCCUUGAGAAGCCUUGGGAAGCCUUGGGAAGCCCUGGGAAGCCUUGGGAAGCCUUGGGAAGCCUUGGGAAGCCCUGGGAAGCCUUGGGAAGCCUUGGGAAGCCCUCAGAAGCCUUGGGAAGCCUCCAAAAGCCCCCAGAAGCCCUCUAAAGCCUUCUAAAGCCCCCUAAAGCCCCCCAAAGCCCCCAAAACCCCCUCAGCUCUUUCUUGCAGCACACAGAUUACGGUUGCAUUUUCACGACGGGUUGUCAGGAUGAGUGCAACGAUUGUCCGUUGUGUUUGACGUCGAAAUUGCAGAUUGUCGAUAUUUUGUCGGGCGAGAAAUCGACGGGAGGUGAGAGAGACGCAGAGGAUGGCUAGACAGCUAGAGGUGGUUAGAGAUGCAGAGGGUGGCUAGACAGCCAGAGGCGGUUAGAGACAGCUAGACAGCCAGAGGUGGUUAGAGAUGCAGAGAAGCUAGAGACGCAGAGGGUGGCUAGAGAAUUGGUAUGCUAAAGAGUAGCCUAGAGAGCUUAGAGAAGCUAGAGACGCAGAGGGUUGGCUAGACGACGAGAGCAAAUAGAUGGGUUAGAGAUGCAGAGGAUGUUAGAGAAGCUAGAUAGGAAGAGCGAAAUUGGUUAGAGACGCAGAGAGGUUAGACAGCUAGAGAGGAUAAAAAAAAGUUAGAGACGCAGAGGGAGAGAGAGAGUGCAGAGAAGCUAGAGAACCUCGCGCGAAGCGCCCCGGAAUCUUCCGCGUUAGCGGUCUCGAGCGGAGCGAGUGUAUCUCCCUCUGCGUCUCUAACCCACUCUCGCCGUCUAGCCCCUCUCCAUCUCUAACUUUAUCUAGCUGUCUGGUGUCUCUCAUGUUCUCUAGCUGUCUAGCCCCUCUGCGUCUCUAACUACCUCUAUACUCUCUAGCUGUCUGCCGCAAUCUCGCGCGAAGCGCCCCGGAAUCUUCCGCGCAAGCGGCUCGAGCGGAGCGAGUGUAUAUCCCCCUCCGUCUCUAGCCCUCUAGCUUCUCUGCACUCUCUUCAGAGCCCUGAUUUUUCUAGAUUGUCCGGCUCUGAUGGAUUGUGCCCUGAAGUGUGUGGAUGAAUCGAAUCAGGAUAUAUUCCAAAUCAACAAAUGUCUCCGACACGAUUGUGCUUUCCACUGUUUCGACGGAUCCUGUCCAAAAUGUUCGGGAUUCGUGACUCGAGUCUUCAAUCAAAUGUGCGCCGCCGGAAAUUUCAGACAAAAAAUUCGCGAUUUCAGCGGGCCUUGCUAUGAAAUGUUCCAUCAAAUUGUUCAUGCCAAAUUUGCGGAGCGAUUUGACAAAGCGGAAGCGGAAGCGGAAAAUUCGAAAAAAAGUUGA